CAAAAUCUCUCUACGGGCCGUAAUGCCGCAAAGACGAGUUUCCCGUCUAGAUGGCUGGGUAAAAUAUAUCUCCCGCCGAUCAGCUUCUCCAUUGCGCCUGCGUCAUAGCACACAUCUACCAUCUUGUCAGGGUAUUCUUAUUAAGCUAUGAGUCCUUCUACAUCGAGAAUGGAUACUAUCUCUGUAUUGCCGCUUGACGCGGGAGACACGGGUUCUGGCCCCAAAAGGGGAAGAAGGCCACUAGAAGUUCCGGAGGGUGGAUCUGUGACAAUCCGCCGAAGGAUGCAAAACCGUAUGGCUCAGCGAGCAUAUCGCCAGCGUAAGGAGUCGGCUAUCGAUGUUCUGAAGCAGAAAGUCGAAGAGCUCGAGAGGUCCAAGGAAGACAUGGGAAGAGAGUUUGUUAACUUCACCUCUGUGAUUCUUGAGCAGGAUACUGUCAAGAAUAAUCCACAAAUCAUUGAACACAUUAAGCAGUCUACUCUCAGUUUGUUGUCCAACGCUCGAGAGGUAGAUGAGAAUGAGAGACCUGACGUCCAAGAUGGGGAUCAGAAUGAUCUCCUCGACGAUCUUCCAGCUGGCGUCUCAGCUGAUUUCACGCCUCCCAUCCCCCAAGCCCAAGAUCUCGACUUUCCUAUGAUGGAUGUCACCAGACAGUUAGACUACACCACCAACCCCAUCGACCCCAUGCUCUCCCAUCCAAGAUCCAGCUCCGACCCCAACUCCGAUUCGACACCUCAUUCCUUUGAUGCAACCUCCUAUUUCCAGCCCCCCACCACCCAAACACCCUUCUACGACAUGACCUACCAACUCCCCGGAUCAACGUGGGACUCUACACUCCCCAACCCUCGAUCCUAUGCAGCUCAAGAACUAACCUUUGGCCGACGGUACCAUAGAGCUUCUCAAGAAGCCGCUUUCCUUCUAGCGUCCAUGAGACAUGCGCCUCCUACGUGGUAUCGCAAGGUCUUUGGGUUCUGUAUGCACUUUGAGACGAGGGAGGAGAUAAGUAGUCGGUUGGGUGAGGCGUUGCGCAAAUCGAGGGAGACUACGCUUAAUAAUUGGAGGUUUCCGUUUACUAAUGUUGGUGGUGCUGGGACAUUCUUUCCUGAUCAGGGCUAUGGUAGCUGUGACCUACCUAUUGGGAAUAGGUCUUUGGAGCAUGAGGCAUACAGACCAUCAGAGAUGUCAGGUUUCUCCAUGGGACCUUUCGGUCCAUCUCUCGAACAGAUCCGAGAUCUACGAUUGAACCCUCAACUACGAAUUAUUGAUCCAGAAUAUGACGGAGAUUUCUUCGACUCAGAUGAGAUCGAGAUUUGCCUCCGCGGCUACGGCGUUACUAUUCCAUCAGGGAAAGACUUUGUAACAGCUCAUAUUGACAUGGGUAUGUUUGAGAGAUCAUCAGACUCGGAGACGAGUUCUGAACCUACUACGCCUCCCGAUAUUCCAGGUAACGGCAACUUCGUGGAGGAAGAUAUUCUAAGCGAUGAACCUGCUUCGUUUUCUUGUCCCGCUGGUUUGAUGGGUAUGGCGAUGGGAGCGAUGCCGCCACCGCCAAAGGGUAAAGGACCUGGGGAGCAGUGGAAGACGCCUAUUAGACGUGAGACGAAGGUCAAGAUCGACGUUGAGCGACUGAUCAUGUGUCUUGUCAACUCAACUGUGUGUCUCGGGAGAACACCCGCCGUUCGGCCUGUGGACAUCCGUAAGUCGUUAAAGAUGUCCAUCAUCCAGGAAGACUAGCAUUGGGAGGAUCAAAUCGAAUGAUGUGGUGCUGGUGUAUUUAUGGCGAUAUGAAUGGAAACAAGCGACGCAAGAAUGAGAUCGAAAAAUAAUGGGAAAAUGACGGUGGUAGUUCAAUAAAUAUCUCUAUUUUCUUUCCUGAUCUCCUG
Messenger RNA from Fusarium redolens, 1883 nucleotides. RefSeq lists its product as uncharacterized. Gene Ontology annotation, molecular function: DNA-binding transcription factor activity. The record is from RefSeq and is a predicted model, not a curated record. Bases 148 to 1734 code for a protein of 528 amino acids. The transcript has 3 exons. Lineage: Eukaryota; Fungi; Ascomycota; Sordariomycetes; Hypocreales; Nectriaceae. Gene Ontology annotation, biological process: regulation of DNA-templated transcription.